This is a messenger RNA of Etheostoma spectabile (orangethroat darter), 3574 nucleotides long. RefSeq names its product RIC3 acetylcholine receptor chaperone a (gene ric3a). The transcript has 6 exons. Gene Ontology annotation, cellular component: neuron projection; intracellular membrane-bounded organelle; neuronal cell body. Bases 131 to 1555 code for a protein of 474 amino acids. Lineage: Eukaryota; Metazoa; Chordata; Actinopteri; Perciformes; Percidae. Gene Ontology annotation, biological process: protein localization to cell surface; synaptic transmission, cholinergic. The record is from RefSeq and is a predicted model, not a curated record.
GGAAAGUCACCAGAUGAAGGGUGACAUUGUGGUAUAGUUAAAUUCAAGUGAAAUAAGGAAACAGGACCCCUUUUUUUGUGAGACAAAAUUUUCAUAAACAAUUUUCCAGGGAAGGGUUUCUCCUUUUAUCAUGUUCUGUUCUCUGUAUUUCUCUGUUUCCCGCCCAGAAGCUUUUUCCAAAAAGGGAAAAAAAGGGGAAGGGGGGCCCUGGGUUGGACCGGGGUUCUACCCUCCCGUGAUGCCCCAGCUGUCAAUGCCAGAGGACCCAGGACGGUGGGGUGUGGACCCUUCGUACUCCAUGACACACAAUGCUGAGGCCAUGGCCAAAGUAAAAGGCAUCGGACGGGGCAAAAAGUACAACCUAAUGGCUCAAGCAAUACCCAUAUAUGGCUUUGGAAUACUUCUUUACAUCUUCUAUAUAAUUUAUAAGCUGACAUGUAAGGGGGAGACUACUAAAUCAGGAAACUACACAACAGUAACCAAGGCAAACAUGGAAAAUAGGAUUACACCCGAUGAGCUUGUUAGGCUUCAGAAGAGACUUCUGCGAACAGAAGCAAUGAUGGAGAAGAUUGUCUCUGCAAAGAAGCGUGGUUCUGGGAGUAGCGGCAGAAGGAGGAAGAGUAAAACUUCUAUAUCAAAGAAGGAGGAGAAAUUACUCAAGCAACUUAGACAGAUCACACAGCUGAUACAAGAGGGCCGGUUGGAGGCAGUCUCCCCAGAGAUGGAGGCUGAGGAGGUCCCCUAUUGUGCAGACUGGGAAGGCUACCCAGAGGAGACCUACCCAGAGUAUGAUGAGCCCUAUAAAAAACGUGGAUUUUACACCUUUACACUAAAUGAACCCUCUUACCAGCUCACUGCUGAAGCCCUGGCAGAGAGGAUGGAGCAAGAAGAGGAAGAGAUUAUGGCAAGGAAACUAUCCAUAGUGAAAGAAGAGGAUGAAGAGGCACCGGAAGAGGAGGAGGAAGAAGAAGAAGAAGAAGUGGAUGAGGAAGAUGAGGAUAAAGAGGAAGAAGUGGAGGAAGUAGAGGAAGCGAUAGAAGAAGAGGAGGAGGGGGAGGAGGAGGAGGAGGAGGAAGAAGAGGAGGAGGAAGCAGAGAAAGCAGAGAAAAUACAGUUGCUCAGUCUUCCUUCACUCCAGCCUGCUGCAGAAAGAAAGGAAGAGAGACUUGGCCUGCAGCUGAGCAAAGAGCUACAGUGUCUUCAUGGAGGGAAGAAGCAAAUUAGCUUUAGUGACCACGAAGAUGUGUUCCGCUACCCUAAAGAGGGUACUUAUGAAGAGGAGGAAGAAGAGAAGCAAGAGGAGGUCGGGGAAGAAGAUGAGGGCACAGAAGGGGAAGAGGAGGAAGAAGAGGAUGAAGACGAUCCAGUGAUGGAAGCAGAGAGCCUGCAGUUCAGCUGUGAGGGUUGUCCCAACCCGGAGGAGGAAGCAGAGGAGGAUAAAGAAGAGUAUUUGUUAGAGUCAGAACCUGUGGAGGAAGACAGUCCCAUCCAUGCAGACAGGCCUAAGGAAGUCGGGGCGAGUGGUCUGAGGAUGCGGAACAGGAGAGAGACGUAAAAAAGACUUUUCCAAUUACCUAAAAUGAGUUUUUAAACAUACAGUGAACUUUAUGUUCUUUAAAUUGUACUCUGUUUAUUACUGUUCCCUGUGAUGUGAAAAAUGUACAACCCCAGGUGAAGAGAGACCUGCAAUGCUGCUGUAAAGUUACACUUUUAUGCAUAUAACAUUCUCCUUUCACACCAUCAAUGUGGUAAGAGCUUCUGAUGGUUAUUAUUUUUAUUUACCUUCCCAGCACACCCAUGGUCCACCCACACAGAUGUUUUUCCCUCAUUUGCCUUAUUAAACUCUUCAAUGCAAACAUGUGCUUGAUUGACAGCUCCCUCUCUACUUUCACUUGAUCAUUCUAAUUGGUUAAUUCCUGGCAUAGCCCAAUUGCAAUCAGUAAGGUUAAUUUAAAACACCUGUGUGGGUGUUCAGAGCCUUUAAAAGAAUUGAAGAUUAUUAUGAAGUUAGUGACUGCUCAUUUGCUUUUUAAUUUUAAUCAAAAAAGGCUUUACAGUUCAAAAUGAAAGAAUGUUGUGGACCCGCAGAAUGUUUGCAUUAUUUAUCAUCACCCCAGAUUACUUUUACAUGACGUUGUUGUUGUUGUUGUUGUUGUUGUUGUUGUUGUUGACAAUGAUGUUGUUAUUAGUUUUUCAAUAGACAUUGAGUCACGUUUCACAGAAGCCAUGGGUGCUCACAUUGGCAACAGGGAAUUGAGGCUUUGCUCCAAAGUAAAUAUGUAUGUAAGAAGUUAAUGAGUGUGACGUACACAACACUGUCAUGCAAUAUCUGGCUCCACCUGGUGGUAUUAAAUGGUUCUACACUUAGGGAUGCUCCCUGUUGAGCAAAUGUGCCACAACAGCUUAGAAUGCACCAUGACAAAUAACAUCCAGGGAGUAUUACAGCAAGUCAUCAUAGAUAUAAAAACCCUUUAGGGUGCACACAACCAGAGUAGAAGCAAAGCAGGUGGAGGUGGAGAAGGUCUUGCAAAUUGUCAGCAGUGGUAAUAUCAGUAAAAAAACAUGGGUCAACAUAAAGAUCGAAUGUGAGCAUGAAGAUUUAUAAAUACAAAUGAGUGCUGUAAGAUAGGAAGGGUGUGGUGAGAUAGCUCUCCCUGCUAAGAUUAAGUCAUGCUUUUUGCAUUGUUGCCUCUAGUAAUUAAUGAGAUUAAGUUACACUUCAUUACACGCCAUCCUUUGAAAUCCAUCUUUUGCACUUGAUCCAACUGUUUAGCCGCAGUAAACUGCCACAGGACAUGCUCCAGGGACUAACUAGUCUAUAUCUACAACUUUCCCCUUCUGGGAUUGUUCAGGUGCUGCUGGAUUUCCCUCUUUUUUAGGCUGGAUGUCCCAGAAUGCUGUGUGGACUAGCCAGACCCUCCUCCGCAGUGCUGUGGAGGAAAGUCUGGCAGUGUGAGGCUAGGGAUUAACUCGUCGUCAGGCUGCAACGUCAAACAUGUCCCUUUGACCAGUAGACCUUUGCUUUGUGGAUAUUUAGUAGUUACUUCAAAGUAUUAUCUUUUAUAAUAAUCUCAUUAUUAUUUUUUUUUAUUAUUUUUAUGGGGAUUUUCCCUUUAUUAGAUAGUGACAGUGGAUAGACAGGAAAGGGGAGAGAUGGGGCAUGACACGCAGCAAAGGGCCGCUGCAGGACCCAGCCCACAUGGGGCAAACACUCCCACUGGGUGAGCUAGAGAUCGCUCCAUAAUAAAAUUACUGAUAUAAAAACCAUGUAACCUUUUGUCACAUUGUUGCAAAAAUACCAAACUCACACAAUAAAGACAGCAUUAUUUCUAAACUUCGAAUAAAGUGUCUCUGUAUAUGUUUUAUGUUCUGCUUUUUUCAUCCAGCAUUUAGGUUUCUAACUGUGUAAACAAUCCACAGUAUUCGACAAAACAAGCUGAUACUUCUUGCCACUAGAUUUCAGCAUUACUGUGAUCACAGUACAUUGUCUGGCCAAAUUAGGAACCACACGUAUAACUCGGAACAAGAUGACUGAUACCAACUUUCUGGGCCUGGACAUUAACAGAAGAUGGUG